AUUUUUCAUUGAGAAGACUACUACAUCAGUGUUUUUUUUCUGGUGAAGAAUGUCUGUAUCUCUGGGCCCUUCUACACAUCAUUUCAACACAAGAGGAAGUGUGUAAAAAGGGGGGAAGGUGGCUAAACAAUAUCUUACCAAAGUGUAGGAGGAAUCAGAAGGAAUUGGAUUAAGGGCUGGAAAACACGUGUUUAAAAGGUGCCCUUUAAAACUGAUUCUUCCUAAGAAACACACAGCUUUCCAUGCCUGUGAAUCCCAGCAGUGAUGGAAAACACAUGCUUUCUUUCCCUUCCUCUGUAUGGAUUCCUCCAAAGCACAUGCAUUUCUGAAAAACCCAAAACACCUGAGCAGCUGAUGGACUGUUAAACAGAGACACAGGUUGCUCAGGGAAGCCCAGAUGGAAAGCAAAUACAUCUCUCUCAGAUUUUGUCUAUUAUACUUUGUAAUGUUAAGCAGAGCUUGAAUUAACAACUGGAGGAAGACAAAGAGGAUCCAAUGAUAGCUGGACAAGUCAGUAAGCCCUUGCUGUCACUGCGGAGUGAAAUGAAUGCAGAGUUGAGAGGUGAGGACAAGGCAGCUGCUUCAGACAACGAGCUGAAUGAGCCCCUGCUUGUGCCUGUGGAAUCAAAUGACAACGAGGACACUCCCAGCAAGCUCUUCGGAGCCAGAGGAAAAGCAGCGCUGUCUGAUGCGAGCACAUCUGACCAGCACCAACCCAGUCAAUCCCAUCCAGCGUUCGCUGUUGGGCCCCAGCCACUACUGACGGCUCAGCAGUUAGCCUCAGCUGUAGCCGGGGUAAUGCCGGGAGGCACGCCAGCCCUGAAUCAGCCUAUCCUUAUCCCUUUCAACAUGGCUGGACAACUGGGUGGUCAGCAAGGAUUGGUCCUGACUUUGCCGACUGCUAAUCUCACCAACAUCCAAGGGCUGGUAGCAGCAGCUGCAGCGGGAGGCAUUAUGACUUUGCCAUUGCAAAAUUUACAAGCUACCUCAUCCCUGAAUUCCCAGCUUCAGCAACUUCAGCAUCUUCAACAACUCCAGCACCACCAACAGCAGCAGCAGCAGCAACAACAACAGCAACAGGGCCAAACUAACCAGCCACUGCAGGGACAAACCAGCCAGCCCCAACAUCAAGCUCAGCCACAGCCACAACAGCCUCAACCACCCCCGCCACCGCCACCACUACAGCAGCCUCCACCACAACCACCACAAUCGCAGUCUCAGAGUCAGAACCAAGCAUCACCGGCUCAGCAAUCUUCGGGCUCCCCUCAGAAGCCCAGCCAGUCACCAGGACACAGCCUUCCCUCACCUCUCACGUCACCAAACCCGCUCCAGCUGGUUAGUAAUCCUCUAGCAAGUCAAGCGGCGGCGGCGGCAGCAGCAGCAGCCGCCAUGGGCUCAAUAGCAAGCUCACAGGCCUUUGGCAAUGCACUCUCCGGUCUUCAGGGGGUCACAGGUCAACUAGUCACUAAUGCACAAGGACAGAUUAUUGGAACGAUUCCAUUGAUGCCUAAUCCAGUCCCAUCCAAUCAGGCAGCAGGAGGAGCUCAGGGCCUUCAAGUGCAGCCAAUCACGCCACAGUUAUUGACCAAUGCCCAGGGGCAAAUCAUUGCAACUGUCAUUGGAAACCAAAUUUUGCCAGUGAUCAACACCCAGGGAAUCACACUGUCACCACUUAAACCAGGCCAGCAGCUCCAUCAGCCAUCUCAGACACAAAUGGGACAAGCAGCAUCACAGUCCAAUCUUCUACAUUUGGCUCACAGUCAGGCAUCUCUGUCUCAAAGCCCUGUGCGUCAAGCUUCUUCCUCUUCCUCCUCCUCCUCCUCAUCUUCAGCUCUGAGUGUUGGCCAGUUAGUUAGCAAUCCCCAGACGGCCUCGAGUGAGGUGGAUGGGGUGAACCUUGAGGAAAUCCGAGAAUUUGCCAAAGCUUUUAAAAUCCGACGCCUGUCCCUUGGUCUUACCCAGACACAAGUUGGUCAAGCUCUAAGUGCCACAGAAGGUCCAGCCUACAGUCAAUCUGCCAUCUGCAGACACACCAUCCUGAGAAGCCACUUUUUCCUACCACAGGAAGCCCAAGAGAACACUAUAGCUAGCAGUCUGACAGCCAAACUGAACCCUGGCCUUUUGUAUCCUGCCAGGUUUGAAAAGCUGGACAUCACCCCUAAAAGUGCCCAGAAGAUCAAGCCGGUGCUUGAACGGUGGAUGGCUGAGGCUGAGGCCCGCCAUCGAGCAGGUAUGCAGAACCUGACCGAAUUUAUUGGGAGUGAACCGUCCAAAAAGCGCAAGAGGCGCACCUCGUUCACACCGCAAGCCCUUGAAAUCUUGAAUGCCCACUUUGAGAAGAACACACAUCCCUCUGGGCAGGAAAUGACAGAAAUCGCAGAGAAACUGAACUAUGACCGGGAAGUAGUUAGAGUCUGGUUCUGCAAUAAGAGGCAAGCACUGAAGAACACAAUUAAACGCCUAAAACAGCACGAGCCGGCAACGGCAGUCCCCAUGGAGCCCUUAACAGACUCUCUGGAAGAAAACUCCUAAUUGGAAAACUCCUUAAGGAAAGAACACACAAAAUGAACACAAUUUAAACAUUUGAACUCUGUAAAGACGCUCGUUCACCACCCUUGUAAGUAAAAGACUGAGACAGUGGCACGAUGGACAGAACAAUUUAUAAAUGUCUGUGCAGUUUCCUAGAUAAAAACAACCAGAAAAAAAUUACAAAAAAAAUUACACAGCACUUAGUGUGUGUGUGCGUGUGGUAGAACUAGUUCCAAAAUAAACCAGUUUUUUUUAAUGGACCUAAAAGUAAACCAAAUAACUGCUUACUUUUUUCCUGUAUAUUAUGAAAAUGUGGACAUGUUUUAUGAAAAUGAACCCAACAACAACAAUGACAACCACAACAAAACCUUUAACUGUUUUUACAAGAGAGAGAGAGAGAGAUUGAAAGAGAAAGAGAGAGAGAAAGUACAAGCCUGCCACCUGGAGGAGUGAUUGUAGCCUUUCAGGUAUCAAGUGCUUCUUCAUUACGAAAACUAUUAACCAAAGUCAGAAACAUGGUGUUGCAAACCCGAUUGUUAGUCUACUCUUUUAUGAGUAAUACCUUGUGUUAUGAAUUUUUACAUUUGUACUUUGCCAAGAGAAUAAUAAUGACAAUAAUAAUAAUACAGGACUCUCUUUUCCCUCUGCAUCCUCUCUCACAUGCCCAGCACGUGAGUAAACUAACUAGACUUGGCUUGAGCUGCAGUGUUCAACCAUUUCGUUUGUCAUAGACAGUUUUGUGAUCUCCAGAUUUUCGUGUGCCAAAAUGACUGUCUCUCCAAACUAUGGAUUUUGAUGUUUAUUUGCCAUUUUAAAACUUUAUUUAUGUGCUGUUUGAUUGACACUUUAUUUUGUCUGCUUUCUCUGUCACAAUGGCAUUUAUAUUUUCUUUAAAAGAAAGCUGAACUUGUUUUGAUGUCGAAGUUGUAAGAAUCACACUAUAAGGACGUAUUAAGUAACUUGAAUCUUUACUUAUCAUAGACAGCUCGUGACUUUCUCUUUCCUUUGGCCACGAACUGGGAGAGGUUACCAAAGCAACUUUUUUGUAAUAUAAAUAUAAACUGCACACUUGGUCCAAUAUACAGCAUCAGUCUUUCAUGGUUUUGUCUACGUGAAGCAAUUUCUCUCCAAAGUCUGAUAGCCAAAGAAAAUCCUUGGGAUUCGAAUGGAAAGCAAACUGAAGGCAAAAGGACACAAGUGAUGAGGACAUUCCUUCCCAAGUUACUACAUCUCUAGUCCUACUUUUGUUGGUGUUGCUUUUGGCCUUUUUAAUAUAUUUAUUUUAUUUAUUUUUCCCCUGCCCACUCCCUUCUGGUAAUUUCUACUUUCAGGAAUUUGGAAAGCUACUGAUGGGAUUGCAUUGAUGUCAUAAUUGGUUUAAGAAUAUGUGACUAACAGAUUUACCUAAUUUUAGAACUCAGAUUAAAAAAAACAGUGAUCACAUGGACAACAGAAAAAGCAUGGAAGUUGCAGAAACAACUGAAACUAGAACCACAGUGCAUACAAACUUCAAUAACUUUAGAGAAGGCACAGGCAAGAAUAGUUGGUUCAACACAAUUAGAUAACCAUGUUUCAGAUUUUCUUUUCUUUUUCCAUUCAUGCUUUUUAUCUGUUUUGUUUCGGUUGACUUUGGAGUUUUGCUUACUUUAGGAGUAAAACAAUCGGAAUGGCUGUUCCUGCUAUUGAUAUAUAAUGUAUGGGAUAGCCGUACAGCUUGUAGAUUAAGGCCCCUUCCACACAGCUGAAUAAAAUCCCACAUUAUCUGCUUUGAACUGGAGUGUAUGGCCGUGUGGACUCAGAUAACCCAGUUCAAAGCAGAUAUUGUGGGUUAUUCUGCCUUGAUAUUCUGGGUUAUAUGGCUAUGUGGAAGAAUCCUGAUGCUGGGAGUCAGUUUUUACAUCUUGGUGUUCUCUUCAGGUAAAGAAAUGAAUAAGAUGUGCCUAUUUGCAGUCCAAAUUGUUCCCUAGUUUCAUACAUACUCCAGUUGACAAGCAAUAUGAAAUUUCCAGAUCUCCCAAGACUGGAAGGACAUGAUCAUCUGAUCCUGCAUGGUCAAAAGAACCAUACCUUCUGCUUUUUGCAUGUCAAACUCAUUUUUCCCAAGCCAUAGUUCCAGUGAUCACUUCAAGCAAUGAACAAAAGGGGUGUGACAUGGUUUGGGAAAAUCUGUAGCAAAUUUAGAUGUGGAUAUACAUGCCCAUAGCUCUGGCCCAGUUCAGAUUUUCAAUAGAUAGCUACAAUUCUUAUUGCAGAUUUUUUUUUAAAAAAAAGAAAAAAUCUCUUCCUAACUCCUGUACCAAAUUACAAACAUGCAAUUCAUUUGCUGAUUAUAUAAUAAACCCGCAAUUUAAGGAAACAUUGAAACGACAAGGAGAUUAUACACAAACCAAUAUGGCAAUGGUUUAAAAACUAUUUUUAUUUUAAACUUCCAGUUUCUAAGUCAUCUAUUUUCAAUUCUCAGCCAGCAAGGAAACCUAAACACCAUCCUUGAAAGCAAACUCUCCCAAGUAUUUUUAUGUUUACAAAUCUAGAUCUUAGAUUCAUGAAACUACAGUAGAGUCUCACUUAUCCAACAUAAACGGGCUGGCAGAACAUUGGAUAAGCGAAUAUGUUGGAUAAUAAGGAGGCAUUAAGGAAAAGCCUAUUAAAAAUCAAAUUAGGUUAUGAUUUUACAAAUUAAGCACCAAAACAUCAUGUUAUAGAACAAUGUUGAUAGAAAAAGUAGUUCAAUACGCAGUAAUCUAUGUAGUAAUUACUGUAUUUACAAAUUUAGCACCAAAAUAUCAUGAUAUAUUGAAAACACUGACUACAAAAAUGCAUUGGAUAAUCCAGAAUGUUGGAUAUGUGAGACUCUACUGUAUUAUGAAACCUGCAAACAGAGUAAACAAAACAAGAAUAUUCCAGGAAGGAGCAUGAACCAAAGACCAUAAGAAGUAUCUAAGAUAAUUUUAAAUGAUUACAGCAGUAGUUAAAUAAAAAGUAUUCCCCUUCUGAACUUCACAUUGAAAUGUUAUAACUGGGAUGAGUGUUUAUGUGAAGUGAAAUAAACUGCCAGCAUGUUACAAAUAUAUUGUUGCAUUCCUGAAACCAUUUCUAUGCCAGAGUAGUCUUUACUUAAAAAUAGUUUUCUAGUUGCGCAUUGUUUUAUAGCUGAUUUAUAGACAGAUAUGUGUUUUAUCCCCUUUUUUUAAACAUUUGUUUUUGCUAUGAGGUGUAAAAGAGUACCUGGCUAAAUUCUACAUGUGUAUCAUUCCUUACCCCAUUUCACACAAUGGCCAGAAUCCUGUGGGAGACUUAAUAUUUGUAAGUGGACUUAUAUAGGCAGGAAUUAGAAUUAUACAACUGUGUAUUUUCAAAUCCAGAAGAGAAAUGUUGUCACGUUACAAUAUGGCAGAGCCAAUAAUGCACAUUGGUCCAGUUGCCCAAUGGAAAACCAGACCAAUGUGCAUUGCAUUUUAUGUGCAUCCCAUUGGUUCUGAUGCAUAUUACGCACCAAUGCACAUUAGACACUCUUGGUAGUAUCUUAUCGUGAUCUUUGCAAUUAGGUAAACAUCCGUUUUCUUAGGACCUUUACUAUAUAACUAGGUGCACGUUAAGUUACAUGACAUUACAGGUCAUAUAGGAUUUUGGCAAAUAUUUAUAGUAGAGCACAACCCUUAUAUCUGUGGGGGGAUACGUUCCAAGACCUCCUGUGGAUAACUGAAACCACAGAUAAUAGAAAAUCCUAUAUUGUGGCUAUUCCUGGACCAGAACUAUACUAUAGAAUCUUACUGGAGGACCUGGGGGGCUCAUAAACAUCCAAUGCAGAAUAUUUUUAGAGCAUGGAUCAUUAGAUCCAUGGAUAUUGACUCUGUGGUUAACUGUACCAUUUUAAAUAGGAGUCCCAUACACACAUCUAUAGUAAUUCCACACACAUAUUGAGAGUCUGCCAGUUUUCUUUUCCAUACAUCCUCUCAUGCAUUUGAAGCCAGUUUUCUAGAGGGCAAGAGGAACUACAGCAAGAAAGUGUUUAUUGGAAGACCAUGACUUCCAAGAGCACGCUUUUUGAAAUUACAUUUACUGCAGUAAGAGGAGACACCACCAUUUAUAUUUCCAGGUAGGGAAAAGAGAGAUCUCUAUCCAAAAAAGUGGCCAAAAAAACCCUUUCACUUCUACAGUGGCAGCUAUUUUCACAAGUACAGUAGAGUCUCACUUAUCCAAGCUAAACGGGCCGGCAGAACGUUGGAUAAGCGAAUAUCUUGGAUAAUUAAGGAAAAACCUAUUAAACAUCAAAUUAGGUUAUGAUUUUACAAAUUAAGCACCCAAACAUCAUGUUAUACAA
Messenger RNA from Anolis carolinensis (green anole), 6850 nucleotides. It is a transcript of the gene pou6f2, whose product is annotated as POU class 6 homeobox 2. Gene Ontology annotation, molecular function: DNA-binding transcription factor activity, RNA polymerase II-specific; RNA polymerase II cis-regulatory region sequence-specific DNA binding. The record is from RefSeq and is a predicted model, not a curated record. Bases 496 to 2532 code for a protein of 678 amino acids. Gene Ontology annotation, biological process: regulation of transcription by RNA polymerase II. The transcript is spliced from 10 exons. NCBI's taxonomy places the organism in Eukaryota, Metazoa, Chordata, Lepidosauria, Squamata, Anolidae.